Messenger RNA from Enterobius vermicularis (human pinworm), 963 nucleotides. Lineage: Eukaryota; Metazoa; Nematoda; Chromadorea; Rhabditida; Oxyuridae. The record is from the annotation of a GenBank genome assembly.
AUGCCGGGAAUUAUCGUCGGCAACGCUCUUGUUGACGUUGAUCUCUGGCUUAGCACCAUUAUACCAUUUGCAUAUUAUCAUGGUUUUGUUGAUGAAAGUCUUUGGAGAAAUGCCCUAAAAAUAUGCUGUAAUGGAUCAUUAACAGACUGCGAUUUCGAUAAUGGUCUAGAAUUUUGCGGGUUUUUUGCUUCUACUGUCCGAGAAGAUGUCUGGAAUGGACCAGCCUACCGAUAUAGUAUGUAUGCUGGUUGCUUAGAAGAAAAUACAACCACAAAUAUUUCACUGAAACAACGUCGUUUACUCAAAAGAUCUCUGAAAUAUGGAUGGCUGAUCUGCAACGCACUCGAAGCGGUUACAGCCUAUUUCAAUCGUAAUGAUGUCCAGAAAGUGUUAUUUCCAGCCCGUAACACAACACAAUGGCAAGCUUGCUCAGACGAGGUACGGCAAAAUUAUAGACGACACUAUGGCAACGUUCAUAAGCAGCUGCAGAUGGCUUUAGAUAACGGUGUUUUGGUACUGUUGUACUACGGAAACACUGACUUGAUGUGCAAUUUUUUAAUUGGCGAAAAAUUCGCUUACCGACUUGGAUAUCCGGUGACUACUGUCAAACAAAGUUUUCGUGUAAAUGGCAGGCUUGGUGGUUUUAAAACAAGCUAUGGCAAUCUUGAUAUUGUUGUUGUUCAGGGUGCUGGACAUAUGGUACCGUCUGAACGACCUGAUGUCGCUUUAUUCCUGCUUAAAGAAUUUUUGAAUCGUACAUAUAAAUCCAACUACGGCAUAAGAAAUGACACCAAUUUUGAUUGGACAAAAGAAUCUUGGUUCAAACAUCAGGUGGUUGCGUCACAAACAUGUCGAACAACUUCAGUGUUUGGCAGAUUCAGUUUGCUGGCGCAGCUAACGUUGCAUAUUCCAUUAAUUUUAUUUUGUACAUAUCAGAAAGAAAAAUAUGCACAACUGUUGUAG